This is a messenger RNA of Actinia tenebrosa (Australian red waratah sea anemone), 4574 nucleotides long. RefSeq names its product cholesterol 7-desaturase nvd. The record is from RefSeq and is a predicted model, not a curated record. Gene Ontology annotation, molecular function: oxidoreductase activity; 2 iron, 2 sulfur cluster binding. Gene Ontology annotation, cellular component: cytoplasm. Gene Ontology annotation, biological process: cholesterol metabolic process. NCBI's taxonomy places the organism in Eukaryota, Metazoa, Cnidaria, Anthozoa, Actiniaria, Actiniidae.
UGUUAGAUUUUAAUUUAUCCCGUUACAGCGUACCAUAAUUUGUCAUUAUAACCUUGAUGCGCCUUGUCACUCAUCUCCGCUCACUUUCGACCUGGAUUUAUAGUAACACACCACUCUGCCUUUGAGCCCAGAGCGUUAUUUUUGAAAUGGCUUCUUCCUUGAAACUGGUCGUUUUAGCGUUACUACUAAUCUUUGUCUUCCCAGUUAGCUCAAACACGUUCCUCAAUGUGGAAAAACUAAGAUCAUGGUACAUAGUUUUGUCUGGCGAAGCGGGAUUUUCGCCCAACUCAAUUUCUGUCCUCGACACUUUAGCUCUUUUCCUGGUGUCUGCCGUCACGUUUUACAUUCUUUUUAAAGUUUGGAACUUUCUCUUCGUCCCUAUCAAACUCUUUCGCUCGCUUGGAGAUGCAGGAUAUAUUCCAGAUGGAAGACGACCUAUGAAAGACGUGGCUUUUGAAGUCAAACGUAGACGUAAAACUGGGAACUUGCCGCCUGUAUAUCCCAAUGGGUGGUUUCAUGUUUUAAACUCUUGGGAAGUAGGUACUUCGGAAGUUAAGUUUGUAUCCUGUUUAGGAGAACAUUUAGCUGUCUUUAGGGGUGAGGAUGGUGUAGCACAUAUAGUCGAUGCUUACUGCCCUCAUCUUGGAGCAAAUUUGGCAAUCGGGGGACAAGUCGUUGGGAACUGCAUUCAGUGUCCGUUCCAUGGAUGGGAAUUCGAAGGAGAUGAUGGCAAGUGCACCAAAAUUCCCUACAGUAAAAACAUUCCCGCGGUCGCAAAGAUCAAAUCAUGGCCAUGUCUGGAAAGAAAUGAAUCGAUCAUGUUAUGGUAUCAUGCUGAAGGAGCUGAGUCAUCUUGGAUACCCGAAGAUUUAAAUGGAAUUCAAUCUGGAAAGUGGGUCUACCGAGGGCGAACGACACACCAAGUCAACGCCCACAUCCAGGAAAUACCAGAAAAUGGAGCAGACUUGAACCACUUAGAUCAUCUUCAUGGAUCUCCAUUCCUUGCCGGAACUGAUCUGCGCUACACAUUUACUUCCAAAUGGCUUGAAGUUAUGCGUCAUUCCUGGGAUGGUUCUUGGUCAGUGGAUGAAGAUAACAAACAUGUCGGGAAGCUUACUUUGAAACAUGAAAUUGUUGUGUUUGGUUUUCGAAUACCUUUGCUUGAUUUCUACCUCUGUGCAAAGCAGACUGGUCCAGGAAUAGUCCAUAUGCAUUUUUCCACCAUUUUUGGUGAUGGCAUUAUGAUCCACACAGUCACGCCAGAAGAACCUCUUAUACAGAGGGUUGAACACAAGAUAUAUUGGUCAAGAUUCAUGCCUGCAAUAGUAGCCAAGUUUUAUCUAUAUGCCGAGAGUAUCCAGAUAGAGCGUGACAUCAUGAUAUGGAACUACAAGAGGUAUGAGGCAAAGCCACUCCUAGUGAAAGAAGAUAAUCUCAUUGGUAAACAUCGACGCUGGUACUCUCAGUUCUACUCUGAAAAUAGCCCUCAGUAUCCUGCCAUAAAGAAUAACCACCUAGACUGGUAAUUCAAUAUCUUAGAAAUUAGAGAAUGCUCUGGCAUGAGCAAUUAUUCUUUGGCUAGUUCAUGAUCUUCUCCUAUUACUUCAAAGCUUAAUGAAAACCCUGCUCUUUUAGCUGUCAAGAAAAUGCCGAUCCAUACUUUUAAGGGAUGCGCAGAGGGAGUUUACUAGUGAACCCUCUGUAAUUUUGCAGCUCCCCUAAAAAAACCACCAACAGAUGAAUUUAUUUUUUUCAAACGUCCCUUAAUUCCUAUAUUUUCCAAAAAACUUAUUUCCCUUCCCUGGUGGAUGUAUAAUGGUUGGCACUAGAUUCUCGGCUCUAUUACUGCAUUUUAAAGGUAAUCAGCCCAUUGUUUGAGGUGUGCUUGGUCCUAAAAGUUCUUGGGGGUACUCUUGGCCAUUUAGGGGUGGGGAUGUGCCACUGAGCUCUCUGAACCCUGACCCUGUUUCAGAGUAGAAUUGCUGAAAUUCAUACCCUGUUCUAGAGUAAGAUCGCUGAAAACCAUACCCUGUUCCGGUAUUGCAAAAAUAGAUACCCUGUUCCAGAGAGGAGAGAGCGUGAUUUCAUAUACCCUGUCCCAGAGUGAGCACGAUUUUAUAUGCCCUGUUCCAGAGUAGAUUCGCUGAAAUAUAGCGAACAUAGGGGAGUUCCCCCCCACCCCCGGGUAAACGUUUUGGGUAUUAAUAAUAAUAAACAUUCAAUUUCUUUUUUAAAACCUGAUUUUUGAAGAAAAAUAUUUUUGGAAAAAACAAACUGGCUUCAUACAUCAAUUUUUUAAUGAACAAUCUAUUUUUUGAAAAAAAGACUGGCUUCAUAUACUAACUUAAAAUACUAGGUACUUAAAUUUAUAAUUUUUUCUUAGUUAUCAAUAUUUCAAAACUUAAUAUUUGAUAUAAAAUUCUUACAUAAUAAUUAAUGUAAUUAAUUUUAUUUGUAUUAAUGAUUAUUUUUAAUUAGCAUCUAACUAGUAAUGUGCAAUCGUUCGAAGAUUAAAUUUAGGAAAAUAAUUAUGUUAAUUAAGGUAAUAUGUUAUGUAAACUUAAGGAGUACAAAAGUUAGUGAUUUUACAUAGAGUGCAUAAUUCAGACAAACUGUUGAAUAGUUAGAUAAAUUUAUCUAACCUAGAUAACUAUUUAGUUGACGUCACCUAAAAUAGUAAAAGCACGCUAAAUAACRGUCAUGCUAAUCCGGGGGGUUGUUUUACCAAAGAAUGAGCGAAUAGACAUCCAUUUGUAUCAUCGUUUCUCCCCCUGAUUUCAGUAGCUGUUUACUCGUAGUUUCAAAUAUAGGUGACGUCAGCUAAAAUAGUAAAUAACUUGUCUAAUUUAGGUGACGUCACCUAUUCAACAGUGAGACUAAAAGCACUCUAACCUGUGCAAAAUUAAGACUAAAGCAAUAAUACAUAGUGGUAGACACUUGUUCCAUUGUUUUCUCCUCUUUUACUUUGAUUGUUUAGUCAAUAAUUGUUUCAAAAGCCAAAUCAAAUGGUAUUAGUUACAGUUAGUAGUAUGUAUCAAUUUCAAUAGAAAUGGCUUGCAUGCUUACUUGGACUAUCAUUAUGAUAAAUUUCAGCUGACGCUGGAAUGCUAAUAGACCCCUUGCACUGAGUCCUGAGAGGAAUUGUUCUGGGGGACAAAACAAUAGGCCGUCUUUUCUCAUGCAAAAAAAAAUCCAUUGUUUGGUACCCCAGAACAAAUCCUCUUGGGACUUGGUGAAAGGGGUCUAUAUUGAGUCUUUUAAGAAUCUUGCUUUGGGCCAAUGCACUUGUUUGACAUUUUAUGAUUACCAUGAUUACUAUACAGCACUUUGAAAUAUGCAGCUCAAUUAGGGCAAAACAAUUUAAGGUUUCCGAUUCUCUAAGAUAUUCCAUUUUUUUUGUUCUCCAAAUUGAGCUGCAUUCUGAAGUGCUGCAAGGAGUAUUAAAUACUCUUUAAGUCUCUGUCAUUUUCUUUCAUUUUUAAUGCAAUUAUUAUUCAAUGUUCACUGUUAAUUAGAUAUUAUUUCACACAGUUAAAUGUAACCUUUCCUAGUCUAACUAAUAUUAACAGUAGUACAUUAAUUAUAUUGCUUUCUUUUGUUUCUAUCGGACAUUAUAUUACACCUUUAUUAGAUUUUACAUCAUCAAGUACCAUCACUCUUAAUCUUCUUAAAUUUUCUAAUAUUAAUUAUGAUGCUAAAUUAUAAUUAUGGUGGAGUUGUGUUACCUCAAUAUUUCAAAUUUUCUGUUAUUUCUCGACCUUUAGGUGACAUCCCAUAGAUGUGAUGACUGUAGCACUAAAAUAUAAUUCAAUACCCUUGUUUAUCUUCACCCCAAUUUUUCAAAGCUAAUAGACCUCUUUAGCUUGGUAUCCAAUAUUGCCCAUUACAGAUCACAUGACAUUCCCUUGGGAUUUGUUCUUUUAUGAUGAACAUGUUAAAAUAUUUACACAUGAAAGAAUCAACUCCCAAGAGUGGCAUCACAUGGUCUGAAGUGUGUACAACACGCAACGAAGCUAAAAGGGUCUAUUAUGACAGAACUCCAUGAUUAUAUUUCAAUUUGAUUAUGUCAGACUGUAAUGUAUAAUGUAUUUUCUAUACUUUGGCACCUUUGAGAGUAUGUAUGUAGAAUAAGUUGCACUCUUAUGUUAAUCUCAAACAAACUCGACUGAGUUGAUUUAAAGCAACUGAUUGUCAUCAGUACAAUGCUUUAUUGCAAUGCUAUUUUUGCAUGCUGUUUAGCUUUAGAUAUUGCGUUUAGUUGCACUGGCCAAAAACAAAGAGGCCUUAAUUUUGGGACAUUUUUCUUUAAAAAAUUUGUAAAGCCAUACAUACGUAGAUGCACACCUCAAUGCAUCCAGUACUGAUACAGUAUGUAAAAGACUUCAAAAAGGCCUUUAGUGAAGAGCUCAGUUAAACUAAACUGUGAUCAAUAUGACUAAUAUACCGGUAAAUAUGGAUAAAGUAAAUAAAAAUAAACUUAAAUUUAAAAGCCCUUCAAAGAAGACACACACACUAUACAAAAUAACAACCCACCUAAUACUGAUAUGGUAAAUAAAAAUCAACUUCAAAAACUC